AGAGGGAGGGAAGAAGGCAAGAGGGCGGGAGCGAGCCCAGCCUCAAAGGCUUCGGAUAAUUCCGCUUCCGUUGGGAAGAGGGACCAGCCGAGGGUGAGUGACUCUGGCAGAGUCUCUCCACGCGUCUCCUCUUCCUCGAGGCUCGGGCGCGCCGUUGUGGGACCACCACCGACAACACCAACACCCGCCAUGGCCACCUCGCCUCAGAAAUCGCCCUCCGCACCCAAAUCUCCAACUCCCAAGUCGCCCCCUUCCCGGAAGAAAGAUGACUCCUUUUUGGGCAAACUCGGAGGCACUUUAGCCAGGAGGAAAAAAGCGAAAGAAGUGUCUGAACUACAAGAAGAAGGAAUAAAUGCCAUUAAUUUACCACUCAGUCCAAUUCCUUUUGAACUAGAUCCUGAAGAUACUAUGCUAGAGGAAAAUGAAGCCCGAACAAUGAUUGAUCCAAAUUCAAGAAGUGACCCCAAACUACAGGAGCUGAUGAAAGUGCUGAUUGACUGGAUUAACGAUGUUUUAGUAGGAGAACGAAUCAUUGUAAAAGACCUGGCUGAAGACCUGUAUGAUGGACAAGUACUGCAAAAACUCUUCGAGAAGCUUGAGAGUGAGAAACUCAAUGUUGCUGAAGUCACACAGUCUGAAAUAGCUCAGAAACAGAAGCUACAGACAGUACUUGAAAAGAUCAAUGAAACUCUUAAACUUCCUCCAAGGAGCAUCAAGUGGAACGUUGACUCUGUCCAUGCUAAGAGUCUAGUUGCAAUACUGCACCUUUUGGUAACAUUAUCACAGUACUUUCGAGCCCCAAUCAGACUGCCAGAUCAUGUGUCUAUUCAAGUAGUUGUUGUCCAGAAGCGAGAUGGAAUUCUCCAGUCCCGACAAAUCCAAGAGGAAAUAACUGGUAACAUUGAGGCAUUGUCGGGACGGCAUGAAAGGGACGCAUUUGACACACUGUUUGACCAUGCUCCAGAUAAACUCAAUGUAGUGAAAAAGACUCUCAUAACUUUUGUGAAUAAACACCUGAAUAAGCUGAAUCUGGAAGUUACAGAACUGGAAACUCAGUUUGCAGAUGGAGUGUACCUGGUGCUUCUGAUGGGUCUUCUUGAAGGUUAUUUUGUGCCUCUUCACAGCUUUUUCUUGACUCCUGAUAGUUUUGAACAAAAGGUACUCAAUGUAUCAUUUGCAUUUGACCUAAUGCAGGAUGGAGGGCUGGAAAAGCCAAAACCAAGGCCGGAAGACAUUGUAAACUGUGACUUAAAGUCAACCCUGAGGGUGCUGUACAAUUUGUUCACCAAAUACAGAAACGUAGAAUGAAGAAGGCCAUUGGGAUCCCAACCAAAGAGCCACUCCUUUAUUUCCUGUUGUUCUUUUUCUCUUACACUACACUUUCUUCAGCUGAGAUGGCAUGCUUCUUGAACUAUUCUUGCUAUGUUUGUUUUGCACAAAAUGUUUUAAAUUAGGUCUACCUUAAAUCAGAAAUAUAAAGUGAAACUCUGUUGGAGGAUACACAGGUUUCUUGUGAUGGACUUCUUUGUUGCUGCAUUAUUCCUUUGUUUUAACUUUCUCUUACUUUUUUGGAGAGAAACAAGAAAGCCACAUCCAGGUUAAGAGAGUCAACUGAUUUUAGUAGAAAUACCAGCCUCUUCCUAUGAAUUCUGCUGCAGCAAUAACCAAGAAGAUCACGUAUGUAGGUCCUUGCACUGCUGCUGAGAACAAACCAUCUUCUUGUGCAGGAUUCUCUCUUAGUCAAAGAGCUUGUAUAGCUGCUAUCUUUGGUUCUUGAGCAGCAGCUGCUUAUUAUAUGUAACUCAGCUAUGCCACACAAAGGACAUAAUCAGCCAAGGAAGAGAAUAAUGCAUUCUUUCAAUGUGUUUGGCUCUUCAUUGAGAUGAGCUGGAAUAGCAGCACAAUUCUGUAUUUCCCCCCCUGCAUUAAGGUUAGUGACUCUCCCCUGCCUUACCAUCAACAGGGAAUCAUUUUAGCUAUCAAAGUGCUGUUUUUAAGAUUUAGGAGCUAAGCUGGUCCAUAGAAUUACUUAAAUUGAAAUGCUUCAGUUAAUUAAGUAGUCGAUUGAGAUGCAGGACAUUUUCUAUGUCUGUGUCUAUUAAAUAUUAAUUUCAAAGAAUGGAUCCAUUGUAUUCCUAAUGAGAUGUAAGAGUGCUAUUACAAGGAUCAUGAAGAAUAUAAUAGAUAUAUAUACAGAGAAAGAGAGAGAGAGACUGUGGGUGGCAAGAUACAAAUUGAGCUUAGGUCUUCAAAAUUUGACAGAAGAAAUUUAAUUUAAUUACUGCAUUUAUAUCCCACUUUUUCUACAAGGAGCUCAAAGUGGUGUACAUGGUUCUCCCUCUCCUAAUUUAACCCCCACAACAACCCUGUGAAGUAGGUUAGGCUGAGAGGCAGUGACGGGCCCAAGGUCACCCAGUGUGCUUCAUGGCUGAAUAGAGAUUUGAACCCUGGUCUCCCAGGUCCUAGCCAUUAUAAGGGGGCAGGUUUGUGUUUUCCUAUACAUACAUUCCUUGUAAUUUUUCAUUCCUUUCAGUUUUGCAAAUCAUAAAGUUUUUCUUUAAUUGCAGUGUAUUUAGAAUAACACACAUUAUAUAGUAUUUUCUGCAAUAGGAUACUCUUGAGUAGUUUCAAAGGCAGUGGUACAAAAUGUGUAUAUAAUUUCAAUAUUCAGCUCUUUUAUGAUGAGGCACUAGUGCUAGAAUAUAGGUGGGAUCAGCCCAGUCGGUACUGAAAUGAGCUUUGUUUACUUAAUUGAAAUGAAACAAAAACAAAUUGGUACAAGUAAGGCACAGAAGGUAAGGUUUAGAGACAGAAGCAAAGAUAUAUAUUGUUCAAAGAAAAAUAUAUUUUUGUGUCCCUUGGUUUCUGGAGAUCUAAAAUUAAAGAGAAAUGUUGAACUGUUAAUGAAAAUCAGGCUAUAUUGCAUUAUUAAUAAUGAGCCUACAGUUAGAAUUUUAGAAUAUUUGUAUUUUAAUAGGAUUUGGCAAAGAAUAUAUACUGAAAAACUUAUGCUAAGAACCUCAAACUUUUCUAUAUAUACUGUUUGCCAAAUCUUGUUAAAAUACAAAUAUUCUAAAAUUUUAAUUCUAGGCACAGUAUCAAUAAUUUGUGAUGCAUUUUUCCAUGCUUACUUUCUACCGAACUUUUAAGAAGAGCAGCUUGUUAUUAUUUUUUUAACUAUUCUCUACUAAAACUAGUCAAAUCUAAAUGUACAUUAAUAGUCUGUACCUAUUUUGUACAUUGUGAUGCUGAUUUUUUAAAUAUUUCUUAUGUUUAGUGAGAAGGUAAUGUGACUCCUUUAGUUAGUUCACAUUUGAUUUGUUUUUAUAAUGCAAGCAAAGGGUUCAUAUUGCCUAAGAAUAUGCCUAUUACCUUCCUGGUGCUAAUAUAUAUUGCCUUUAGAUAUUCAGAAGCCCAAGGCCAAUUUUCAUCUUCAUCUUCAUAAAACUCCCAAAAGAUUAUUGCACUUGGUUAGUUUUGUAUGGUACAUAUGCUGGUUGAACAUUCCCUGCCUUGUGUGAUGAGAAUUGAGGGGGAGGUAUUAAUACAUCCAGGUAAAAUCCUUGUUUGUGAUAUUUGUAUAUGUUACAUACCAUUUCUCAUCACAUGAGGGUGCAUACAAACCAUAUAGACAUUGCACAAAAAUUGAUAUGUCUAAAUUAUCUGAUAGUAGCUUUCAAGGUGACCACAUAUAGAGAGCUCUUAUGCAUUGAAUAGUUCUGUACAAGAGGGAUAACAGAUUCAGCUUUCCUCACUUCUGCAUAACAAGCUUCGCUACCUGAAGUUCCCUGUUGUAUUUCCAUACAGGAUCUUAUUUAGAAGUCUUACUUUUGUGUCUUUUGACAUGACUUUAUCACGUUCAACAAUAACAGCAUGACAAUUAACCCUCAAAAUAUAUUGACAGAUUUAUACUAGGCACUGGAUCCAGUUAAUAUUUUGCAAAUGCAAGGGAUUCUUCCCUUUGUAGCAGGGACUGAGAUCAAGCUGAGCUUGCGACUGAUUGAAGGGAAGCAGGCAAUUUUCAUUGAUCCCUCCAACAGCCUCUCAUGCUACCUUCUACACUGGGGGUCUGGAGAGUUCCCUGUCAGGACCCUUCCUGUCAGGAUCCCAGCUCAGGCCACCACCUGCUAGGAUCCCGCCUGUGGCUACCGCCUUGUCACAGUCCCACCUCAGGGUUCUGGUUUUUAAAUGGUUCUCUUACAGGCUCUAGCAAAGAUCUCUCAAGAUCCCACUGCUAGACAGCACCACCAGUCACUCCCAGUAAUUCAAUAUUGCCUUGAGACUGUGCCUUAGUCUCUUCCAGGCCUAUUGAUACUUUGUGUCUGGGUGCACUUGCAGGCCACAACCCCCCUGUAUCUUUGUGCCUAUAAAGCAUACAGUCCUGAGUUGCUUUAUACUGUUUCCCCACCUUGGUAAAUGCCCUGCCCACCCUUCUGUUCUGUGUAAACCCAGCCAAGGAUCAGGUGUUAAGUAAACCAAGAAAUAUUUAUUUAUAUACACAGGAAUAACAAGAUUACUUAAAGGUAUAGUUUAACGAGUGUAUGGCUUCAUCAGAUGUGUUACUCUUUAUGUUACUAGUAGUCAAUAACCUGCCUCACUACCAGCCUAAUCCAAUCCAACCCACAAAACCAACAGCCUCCCUCAGAACUCCCACCAACAAAACCAACCCACUGUCAUCUUCUCAUUUAUACCUUCAGACACUCAAACACUCAGCCAAUCAUAAUACAACAUUCCAGCCCAUGUACUACUCCCUCUCGCUCAGUCCACUUACCAUAUACACUCUAAUAAACCCGCACUUACCAUAUUUACAGUCAUAUAUACACAGGGACAUCACAUUCCCCAACCUUCCGGAGCCUCUUUGCAUGGGGUUCCAGAAGGUAGAGUUGGUAAAAAUAGCUUCUUCUCCCCUGCCACUCUUCCUCCAACAGGAGCAUCCCGUGAACAGCAUUCUGCUCACAGGAACUCUGGAUCUAACCCACAAGCAUUAGAUACUCCUCACACUGUUUUACUUGAUAACUUUCCCCACUGCAAUCCUAAACGCCCCUUUUUCAGGCCUUACACCAGCUUCUGCCGGCUUCUCCUUCACUGGGCUUCCCUGGCAGAUCCCUGGCUGAGGUGGCUCACUGAAAGAUAUGUCUCUAAACAAGUUUUUGGGUUUAGAUUCAGGUUCAGUUUGGUUUGUUCCCCCUGAACUGCAGCAUGUUUCAUCAUGCACACAGUUCCAGGCACAAUGCCAUGUGCUACUGGCUCGUGUAGGGCAAUCAAAGUUAAAAUCGAGGAAAAGGACUGUUGAAGUCAGUGGCUGCCAAGGAAAACAGAAAAUUCCUCAUCAAAGUCAUUAAAUCAGGUUGAGAUAUCUACCUUAUAAUGCUGAGCAGAAGCAAAAAUUACAUCACAGCAAAAAUCUCUAGAUGACCGUUUUCAAAGAAACACAAUACUAACAAGUUUUAGUUUUAUAGUUUAUAGUUUAUUUUAUUUAUAUACCACUUCUUGGCCAAAAGUCCCCCAAAGUGGUGAACAACAUAUUAAAACAGAUUACAAAAAAAAAAAAAAAAAAAAAGUUCUAGCCUUCUGUUACUAAUUUUGCUUUGUUGAAUUUCCAGAUAGGCAUUAGUGUUUCCAUUGUUACAUUAUUGUUUCACAUAAGUUAGAUUUGUGUAAAAUAGAAAAAAUGGAUGAUAGCCAACUGCCAUACCAGAUCCAUUGCAAUCAAUUGAUUUUAAUGGGUCUACUCUGAGUAUGACUUGACUAUCACCCAAUAGUUUUUUUUAAAAUGGAAUUCCACAGAUGAUAAUAGGAGGAGUAACUGAUGUGUUUAAGUGACAUGAAACAAGCAUGUCUUGCCAUUUUUAGAGGAAGCUUAAUAGUUAAUUAUGCUGGGAAGAAAAUACCAAGUUCCAUAAACAAUUUUUUUGAAUAAAUGAACAAGGCAUUGAGUACUUAAGCAAGGUCACCACCUCUCCUAAAUAAAAUCUGAAUAUUUUUGCAAAAAAGUACAGUUGAGGUCAGGUGAUAAUGGGUGGAUGUUACAUGUAUAACCAUUAUUUGACUGGAAUGCAGAUUUCUGUCAAAGACUGAAAAGCAUUUGUGGAAUGCCAGAUUAUUUUUUAAAAAAAACAUUUCACUAUAUGCAUUCUUUGAAACAGUGGGGAUAAUAAUAAUGCAUUUAUUUGUAUAUGUAUUAAUUUUAACCUUAGCACAUGUAGGUACUAAUGGGAGUUAUCUUUACAUAUUUUUACGAAUGUGUUGCAAGCGUUCUUGUAACCAUAUGUUAUUCUGUGAUAUGAGAAGGUAUUGAUGAUCCAGCUGUGCACACUACACACAUGGACCCCAGUUAGAAAAGCAACGGUCACACCAAACGUUGGUGGAGGAAAACUGAAUCCAGCCCUCUCGGCCCCCUCUUGAACACAGGUGCCUGUUUUCUAAAAUAGUUUUGUGUGGCAGCUGGAUCUGUGAAGAAACCACAUGUGCAGCACCCAUUUACAUGUGAGGGUCCUUAUCAACUGCCUAGCUGGAGAUGGCCCUGAGUUAGAGCAAGAGGACAGACUGGGGAUGUAUAGCUUUAUGCACGUGAUAAAUUGGUAUCUGUGAUGCAUGGGCCCUUCCCAUAACUUUCAGCAGGAGAAUUCUGCUUAACCACCCGGGGUUCCAUUACCUACUUUUAAAAUAGUUUCCACUAAUGAUAAUUUUGCUGAUAGCACUUUCUCUCUAGAACAAAGUUAACCUUUCAAGAAGCAAGAUUAUUAUUCCUUGGAUGUGUCUUUUGUCCAAGUUCCAAAGUGUUCAUUUGAGAAUGGAAUCGUAAAAUAUCUUGAGCAUAAACAGCAGCUGAUUCCAUGCUCAAAAAUAUAGGGGGUUGACACUUGGGAUCAUGAAGGUAAUUGCAUUGAUUUUAUAAAAGAAACUAAAUUGUUGAACACGUAUAUGUUUUGUAGCAAGUAUUUGUUUUAACUGAAGAGCAGUUUUUGCAAAAUAUAGUAACACAUAUAUUAUAAACAUGGAAUGGUUUAAUUAUUUUUAUACCCAAGCACUACUUGUCCUAUAUAAAUGGAUCCUAUCUUAUAUUUCUAAUUGAGAAUUAUUACUUAUUGAAAUAGAUUCUACAGAUUAUAUCUAGUAUUUAAAAAAUGGAAAUGGACUGCCUUCAAGUCGAUCCCGACUUAUGGUGACCCUAUGAAUAGGGAUUUCAUGGUAAGCAGUAUUCAGAGGGGGUUUCCCAUUGCCUCCCUCUGCGGCUAGUCCUUCCCAGCUGGCCAGGGCCUGCUCAGCUUGCCACAGCUGCACAAGCCAGCCCCUUCCUUGUCCGCAACUGCCAGCUGGGGGGCAACUGGGCUCCUUGGGACUAUGCAGCUUGCCCACGGCUGCACAGGUGGCAGGGCACGUAACCCCUGAGCCACUCACUGUGGGGUGAUCUUUAGCUGGCCCUUGACACCCAGGAGACAAGAGCGGGGAUUUGAACUCACAGACUCUGGACUCCCAGCCAGGCUCUCCUCCCCACUGUGCUAUACCAGCUGUCAAUAUAUCUAGUAUAUAUUGCAUCUGAAAUAAUGUAGAAAAAUAUAUAAACAGGUUUAUUUCUGUAAACAUUUUUUAAAAAAUAUCAAAAUAGUUGUAACAUAGUUGGGGGAAAUUGUGGCAUUAGUUAUCAUAAAGUCCUGAUAGACAUAAGGUUUGUUCCCUUGGUUAUUGUUGACAUAAAGAGAGUUUUAGGAGCAGCACAGCCUUAUUUUUAAUACUAGUGUUAAGAAAGAAUUUUACAGAUCAUGCCAGAAAUGUAAAAGCAGCAUUGAAAUUGCCUCAUUCUUCUAUUGGACCAGUAUGGGAGACUGUCUGCAUUCUUAAAAGCACAGGCCCAUAGUCUGAUGGCCAAGACGAAGAAACCAACGCAAAACUGCUACCCUGGAGUGCUGUAAAAAUGCCAAGGGAAGCAUCAUUUUAUGUUUCCAACUCCUCUUCCUUCCCCCUUUAAUCUCAAUCAACACUCAGCAAACCCCAUGUACAAUUACCAGUUGGAGUGCAAUUGGCUGCCUGUGGACUGACUGAAUUGCUUGAGGUGCAGGUUUAUGAACCACCACUUCCACAUGGGAAGUGGACCCACAGAUGCUGCAACCUAUAUGUCAUGAGAGCUUGAAAAAAUGGCUGCUGUAAUGGCACAGAUCACAGUGGUAAUAUUUGCACACAUACUCAUGGAGUUGCUAGAUCUUACAUUCUGUAUCUGUGUAAUCCCUUCUGGGUCAUAACUCUGCUAGUAGUUCACUCACUUCUGCAGGCAAUCUUGAGAGCUGGCAAGCGCCUGAAUUGGACCACUGUCUCCUCUGUUAAUUCUAAGGAGGGACCCUCUUGUCCAUUUUUUUUAAAUCAUCGUGCUGUUCUUUCAUGUGGGCUGUUUUUUAGGGGGAGGCCUGCAUAGGUGAGCAGUUUGCUGCUAGUAUAAAAUGUGUUAUGGUUUAGUCUUUUUAAAAACAAUAAUAGACCAUCUGAACAGGGAAAGUCUUUGUGAAUUCAGUGGUUGAUACUAAAUCAUGUCUGAUGUGGUGUUAAUUCUGUGGACCAAGCUGUAGCUCGAUUUUAAACUUGGUCAGAGGUAAGCCAAGAAAGCUCUUAUUCAAAGAAAUAAUAAGAGUUUUUAACUUCCAUGGCUUCUGAGAAAAUAUCCAGAUUUUUGUGACAAGACUUCUGAAGGCUGGAAACUAGCUAGGCUAGGUAGUCGGGAAUGAGGCCUUAUAUGCCUUGACUUUUCUAGCCUUUGUUCUCUUGUGCUUUCUGCCACACUAAUCUGCGAAUACCCUCCUUGUCUUUGAAUGAAUGUAUAUAUAUAUACACAUACAUACACACACACACACACACACACAUAUACAGCAGACAAGACUUGUUAAUCAAUAUAGCUGGCAUGGAUAUUAAGAUAAGUGGCACUUGAUCAGUGUAAUUCACCUACUUUUAAUAUUGACAUUUUCCAAAUGAAUCUUCCUGAUCCUUUUCAUGAAUGUUUUGUUCCAAGCCAACACUAGCACAGCUAACUGAAUAGUUUAUUUUAAAAGUGAUUAUUUCAGUAGUCAGAAAUCUAUAUUUCUUUUAAUUCACUGUAUAUUAACUCUCAUUUUUUGAAAAAAAAUGCUAUGGGCUUCGUCUCUGAAAAUGUCCCCUAAAUAUACACUACAGAAUACACCACCAACCCUUUUUUAAAAAAAUGGAAUUUCCUUAACAGUUAAUAGAGGAUAUGUUGCCAAAAUCAGUAAACUCAAUUUCUAUAAUUUUACAAGCAAUCUAAUGAGAGUGAACAUUUGGAGUCAAAGAAUUUGAACUUGCAUCCCCUCUUGUGCAGUGGGUGGGAUAUACGCAAUGAGCAUUAAUCCAGUGAACUGAACAUGUGUGUAUGUGUGUUAAUUCAAUACACUUAUAAAAUCAAUUGUAAAUCAGAAAAUGUCAGAUUAGAACAUUGGCUUGAAAUACAUACUUGAAUCUCAUGUUAUGUGGGAAGAAAUAAGCUAUUUUGUUUUCAACUGGUAUUGAAUAUGAAAUGAAAUGAAAUUUUUAUUUCAGUCCCAGAUCAGCCAUGGUAUUGAAUAUGCUGUAAAUAAUUUUAGGUAUUAAUAACUUCAGAAUGGCAGGUAUGCUAUCUUCCAAAGAAUGCUGAUGAUCUGUUUAACAAUUGAUGUGCAGUCGUGGGCAUAUGAAUUUGAAUACAUUGAACCUGUUACAAUCAAAAUCAACCUUUUUAAUGUGUAUUUUGGCUAAUGGAUUACACCUUCAGUUGCAGACUUAAAUUUGUAAAAAAUAAAUGUUAUGUAGGCUGUGAAAAAA
This is a messenger RNA of Rhineura floridana, 9801 nucleotides long. RefSeq names its product alpha-parvin-like. NCBI's taxonomy places the organism in Eukaryota, Metazoa, Chordata, Lepidosauria, Squamata, Rhineuridae. The record is from RefSeq and is a predicted model, not a curated record. Gene Ontology annotation, cellular component: cytoplasm; actin cytoskeleton; focal adhesion. Gene Ontology annotation, molecular function: actin binding. Gene Ontology annotation, biological process: establishment or maintenance of cell polarity; substrate adhesion-dependent cell spreading; actin cytoskeleton organization. The transcript is spliced from 13 exons. Bases 190 to 1308 code for a protein of 372 amino acids.